This is a messenger RNA of Paramecium tetraurelia, 1869 nucleotides long. RefSeq lists its product as uncharacterized. NCBI's taxonomy places the organism in Eukaryota, Ciliophora, Oligohymenophorea, Peniculida, Parameciidae. The transcript is spliced from 4 exons. The record is from RefSeq and is a predicted model, not a curated record.
AUGUCAGAAUAACAAAAGAACUUGGAACCUCCUCAAGAAUAACCAGAUCAAGAACAAUCACUCUUGUAACAAGCUCUAGAGAAUAGAUAGGUUUUUGAUUCGGAAAUUUAAUAAUAAAUUCAGAAAGAUGCUUUUGACUUUAAGAUGGAAGUCAAUAAUAAAGAAGAAGACUUAGGAAUGAUGAAGAGAGAUAUAAUCAAGAAGAGGAAGAAGAGGGAAAAGAAAGAGAAAUUGAUAUCUGCAAGAAGAUUAAAACGAUUGCUGAAAAAGAAACCUGUUGAUAAGAUUAGAUUAGUUUACUAAGCUUAUUUCUUUAUAGUUAGUAUUACCGUACUCACCCUAAGUAUAUUGUCAUACAGAGAUCAAACAGUUUAUGAAGGAGAUUAUCAGUAAUUCGUUGACAAUGUUAAUUCCUAUGUAAUUGAUGAUAUUCAAUUCACAUAUACUAAUAAAAAUUGCAAAACUCAGUUCGGAAGUCAAUAUUCGUCCCUUUAUGAAUACCAUUGGCCAGGUACUAAGAUUGGAUGUGAUUGUAGUAAAGGAUUUAAUUUCUCUUCAUUAACAGAAUUUAAUAUUGAUGCGUUUUUCAGUGAAUCCUUUAUGCUUGGCCGUAUUUGCAGUUAAGACUUGCUCUCUAAGAAUUGUAAUACAGUGAACGAACAGCAACCUAAAAUCUUUAACUCAUGGAAUGAUGGAUCAUAUGGAAGACCCUUUGUAUUGUGUGCCAGAAGAUAACUUGGAAUUGAUUUACAAUCUAACUAAACCAAUUGUCAAUCCGAUCAUAAAGUCUGUGGAACUGGUGAUAAUUCAUUUUGCGUCCCCUCCGAUAUCAGUUGUCCUAUAUCAGAAAUUGGAUUUACUACAAAUUCAAAUUAUUAAAAUUUAUCAUUAAAAAACGAUACAAAUAUAGGGAAUAUUUUUGAUUUGGGAUCAGGAUUCUAUUUUUAUUAUAUCAAAAACACUUCAAGUUUACCAAUUGUAGAAUUUAGAGUUACUGAAGGAGACAAGGUAUGUAGAAGGAAUUUAGAUCAAAAUAUUUCACCAAACCGAAUAGAUUAUCCUUUAAUGGUAUCAAUGAGAAAAUAAUGCGAAAAUACUGACUAACUCUUCUAAGUAAUCCAUUCUAUCGAUGAAGAGUAAUUUUAUCUUUCCAAUAAUGUAAUUUAUUUAUCUGAAAAAUUACCUUAUUUUAACAUUGAUACCAAAUAUAAUUGGACACUUCAUGCUAAAACUUUUAUUCCUUGGGCACCUCAAUGUCGAGGAGAGUUAUUUGAUUAGGUUCUACAAGAAGGAGCUAAUUUGCAUCAUGUUUACAUAUCUUUAAGAGUUUAACUAGGAGUUACUAUUGCCUAUUUUAUUGUUAUUGGCCUUAUUUUUAAUGUUGUUGGAACGAUGACUGCUUGCAACUUUGCUUGGUCUUGUAUGGCAACUAGGCCUGAUUCAUAAUAUAAUUAUAUUUUCCUAAUUGAAGUUGGAUUCAAAAUACUAUUAUAAAUAACUGAGAUAAUUGUUAUAAUAGUCUCUUUUGCUAUCAUAGAUGGCAAAAGAAAGAUAAUUAAAUAAAUUAAUGAUGAUGGAUGUGUAUCUGAUCCUGUUAGUGGCUAUUUCUUUACUAAUUUGGAAAGCGAUUUAACUAAAUUUGCUUGGUCUUACAAUCUAGCCAAUUUAGUGAUAUUCACAGUUACUCUUAUUCUUGAUCUAAUCAUAAUUAAACACUCAAUUAAUUAAGGACAUCAUCAUGGAGCAAAAAAACACCAUGAAAAAGGAGAGCAUUAAGAAUUAGAUGUUGGAUCAAAUGGUGAAUCAGGAAAUUAGUAAGAAAUUAAAAGUGAUGUAAAACUCUAAGCUAAGUCAGAGCCUCAAGUAUGA